Molecule: messenger RNA, 992 nt
Organism: Sipha flava (yellow sugarcane aphid)
Lineage: Eukaryota; Metazoa; Arthropoda; Insecta; Hemiptera; Aphididae
Product: farnesol dehydrogenase-like
Exons: 6
Coding region: 188-928 (246 amino acids)
Source: RefSeq, a predicted model, not a curated record
CCUUCCAGUUACUCAACAGUAUAAACACUAUGUGUUAACUCACGUAAUAAUCAAACCAAUCAAUGUUUAGUUACAUAUCUCUAUACCACGACAAUUAAACGUUCCAUACAUACUUAUACAUUUACACAGCUAAGUUCAUUUUAAAUAAUUUUUUAUUUCAAUAAAUUAAAAGACAUUUUUUUUAAAUAUGGAAAGGUGGAUUAAUAGAGUGGCAAUUGUAACUGGUGCAAGUGGCGGAAUAGGAAAAGCUAUAACAAUAGCUCUGUUAAAAAGUGGCAUGGUUGUUGUAGGUAUUGCUAGAAGAGAAGAUCUUUUGGUGAAAUUAAAAAACGAAGUUUCCAAUCUUCAUGGUAAAUUUUAUUAUAAAUCAUUCAAUGUAAGAAAUGAACAAGAUAUAAUCGAAUGUGUUCAAUGGACUAUAAAAAUCUGCGGGAGUGUGGAUGUUUUGGUAAACAAUGUAGGAAAUUUUGACUUGGCUGGAUUAAUUGAUGAAACUAUGGAGCAUGCUAAAAUGAUCAUGGAAACAAACUAUUUAAGUGGAUGUAUUUUCACUAAAGAAGUUAUAAAAGCAAUGAAAUCAAAAGGUAUUGAUGAUGGACAUAUUAUCAAUAUAAAUAGUGUAGCGGGUCACUAUAGAUCUGAACCAACAAAAGCUCUCAUACACAAUGCUAGCAAACACUGUAUUACGUUAACAACUGAUACCAUUAGAAGAAUGUUAGUUCAAGACGGAAGUAAAAUUAAAAUAACAAGUUUAAGUCCUGGUUUAACUUUAACUGAGCAUACAAAAUCAUUUCUGGCGUCAAAGCCCGAAAUUACAUUUGUAAGAGCUGAAGAUGUUGCCAAUGCUGCAUUAUACAUUUUAGGCACACCACCAAGUAUUCAAGUAUGCGAGUUAACAAUAAGAUCUGUUGGAGAAACUAUAUAUUAAUAUUGAAAAUAUAUAAUUAUUUAUUAUAAUAAUAUACACUUCAAUAAAACAAAAAAUAUCAUAA